This is a messenger RNA of Laccaria bicolor S238N-H82, 900 nucleotides long. RefSeq lists its product as uncharacterized. The transcript is spliced from 8 exons. Bases 1 to 900 code for a protein of 299 amino acids. Lineage: Eukaryota; Fungi; Basidiomycota; Agaricomycetes; Agaricales; Hydnangiaceae. The record is from RefSeq and is a predicted model, not a curated record.
AUGAUCGCUGCUGAGAGGAUAACGCAUUGCUUGGACCAUCGUCGCUAUCGUCUCUCUCAACCACGACAGACUCAGAUUCUCAAUCGGUACACGUCGAAGAGCUGGGGAAACAUCCCCCAAUUUGUUUGGGAUCACCCGGAAACUCAGAAGGCAUAUCAUGGUUUGGACAAGAAUUCACGCCGGCCAUGGAGAAUAACUUUGGAAAUCCCUCAGGGAAAUCCCCCAUCUCUGGUUCCACUGACCAUUCCAACCUCCCCUGCCGACCAUCGCACACUUUCAGCAGCGAACGCCAUACCCUCUGGCUCACCUUUCACUUCCCACACACCUUCCACGGCUUAUCCAAGCCCUCUAUCAGCCACCACCCCAUCGGCCGCUUCACAUACACCUCAAACAGUCCAUCUCGAACCUCCCGAGGUGGCUGUUUCAUUCGCCAGCUCAUCGACUGCUCUAUAUGCACCCAAUACGCACCCUCCAACAAUACCUCCUCUUCCGGAACGUAAACGCGGCUGCCCAAAAGGGAGCGCGAAAAUCAAGCCGCUGGUCUCUGGAACACCUUCACGACAUGAAGGUCCUUCUUUCCAGGCACCAUGCUGCCAAAAUUACCAGAUGCACAGGUCACGUCGCGUCAGCAACGUGGCAACCAUCCGACACAAACCAGUGGCGACCACAAUGACAAAUGAUAUGCUGAUUGUCGUCGUCAUCAUCGUAACAACCAUGAAUGAUCAUGACACGACAACACGACCAUGCAACAACCAUGGCAGAACAAAAGCACACGACGAGACACGACCAUUACUGAACAAGCAGGGUCCACGUCGCCACUGUGACGAUGCAUGUCGUCGUAACUGCCCACGUCAAUUCAGAAUACCAUUCUCAAUGGUCAUUUUUUUGAACUAUCCUUAA